CCGCGACAAUGUUUACUGUCACCAGCUGUCACCACCCCCCUUAACGGUCCAUGAGGUCUGGGUUUGUGCGAAGUUCAGUCAAUUUGUUAGUUUUAUCGUGUCUGUAUCCAGAUGAGUUAGGCUACUUUACGGUUGCUACAUAGGAUAAGGGUGUUCAAUGUUACAGACGUCCCAAUUGGGAAGAUAGCCUAACCUCGUGUCUCGUCUCGGCUCUUUGAACAUGAACAUACAACUAAACUAAAUGGAGGCGAAUUGUUUAUCUGAAAACAAAGAAUUUAAGGCCCAUGAAUAUGUUCUCGCUGACAUGUUGGAGUUGCUUCAAAUCGAUGUGGGCUUGGAAUCAACCCCAACCACCGGAAUGGAUAUGAAUUGUUCGAAAAACGUCUUGAGGAAGCAACGAAAUUGGGAAAAAAGACUGGCUGCCAAAAAGAUGAAAAGAAAGGCAGAAAAGCAAAGAAGAAAGAAGAAUCAGACAAUGGAGAAAGACACUUUGCAGUUAAGCAAGCGGGUCAUCAAGGCAAUCACCAGAGAACGUCUGGCAGAGGCCAAAUUAUCAGGGCCAAGGCUAUGCGUAGACCUUAGUAUGGCGGAUUGCAUGUCCCACAAGGAGCUAAGUCGGUUGGCAGGUCAAAUCCGUAGGCUGUACGGAAGCAACCGGAAGGCUCUCUGUCCGUUCCACCUGUACCUGACAGAGUUUCAGCCAGACAGCCUGCUAUACACUGAGUGCCUGCGGAUGAAUGAUGGCUUCCACGAGUAUGCGGUUGGUGUUGGUUCAUCAUUUAGGAUGGAGAUGACGGAGCAGAGUUGGCUUGAUUUGUUUCCAGUGGAGGAUGUGAUUUAUUUGACCCCAGAUGCUGAAAAAGCUCUGGAGACUGUGGAUGAUGAGACGGUCUACAUCCUUGGAGGUUUGGUGGAUGAGAGCAUACAGAAGAAGAUGACAUACUCCCGUGCUCUGGAAGCUGGGGUGCAUACAGCACGGCUACCCAUCGAGGAGCAUAUGGUACGCCGACCCAACGCCAAGAACUUUUACUCCAAGAUCUUGGCCAUUAAUCAAGUGUUUGAGAUCCUCUUGGUGUACCGUGAAACGGGGAGCUGGGAGAAGGCACUUCCUGUAGGGGUUCCUGCUGGGAAGGGCUACAUGCUGGCGACGGAGACCACUGCAGCUGCUGCUGAGGUCAAGCCCACCUGCGUGUCGUAGCCCCCUUGAUCAUGCCAGCCCUCCCAUUCUGCCAUCAGACCCUCAUAUUCCCAUCUGAUUGAUGCCCCACUGUCGACUUCAAGGCAGCGUUGCUACCGUCCACUUCAAGGCACCUACAUCCAAACCCUAGUGCCUCCCAGGCGACACUGCCUUGAAUUUGACAGUGGGGGCCCAAAAGACCAUACAACUUCCCAGCCUCUUGUGACAGGGAUGUAAAGGGGGAAUGUUGCCUGUGGUGUCACGGUGACCUACUGGAGACAAUGUCCUACAAGACAUCUGAAGGAUCUACAACUGUUAUAGAAGGCAAAGAUGGAGAUGAUGAAGAUGAUGUGUACACUCACCCACCCACAAGCUGAAUGUUUUAUCUGUUAAUUUUAUUAUUUUAUUGUUGUUAUUGUUUGUUUAUCAUGUUUUUUUUCUGCUUUACCUUUUCAUUUGGAUAUACUAUACUUAAAUAAAAGUUGAAAUAUGAA
This is a messenger RNA of Alosa alosa (allis shad), 1671 nucleotides long. RefSeq names its product tRNA methyltransferase 10B (gene trmt10b). Bases 242 to 1198 code for a protein of 318 amino acids. Gene Ontology annotation, cellular component: nucleoplasm; nucleus. Gene Ontology annotation, biological process: tRNA N1-guanine methylation. The transcript has 8 exons. Lineage: Eukaryota; Metazoa; Chordata; Actinopteri; Clupeiformes; Clupeidae. Gene Ontology annotation, molecular function: tRNA binding. The record is from RefSeq and is a predicted model, not a curated record.